This is a messenger RNA of Symbiodinium pilosum, 591 nucleotides long. The record is from the annotation of a GenBank genome assembly. NCBI's taxonomy places the organism in Eukaryota, Dinophyceae, Suessiales, Symbiodiniaceae.
AUGGCAGCAGCUUUCUUUCGAGAUGCUGGCGUCCGCUGGGUUUGCGCGGGCUGGACGGUCUUCACCGUGGAGAAUCUGAUCAUGUCAGAGUACAAGAUGGAAAUCAAGAAGUACUGGGGAGGCAGCGGUGGACCUGCAGCCUACCAGACGAUGUACAGCACGCUGUCGGGACUAGCCUCGUUUUCCAUCUUUGCGGCGUACUGGCGAUUUGCCCGUCAUGGUCGGGUGCUGAGGAGCCCGACCUCUGCUGAGCGGCUGGCUGCCUUUGGCUUCCGUGUGCUAGGCUUGGGUACGCUAAGCCAACUGAUGCCUCCGAUUAACUUGGGUGCUCUGCAGAUCGCCCUCGGCCUUUACGAGCCGCCGAAGGACUUGCCCCCUCAAGUGCGCGGAGCCAUGGCAUGCCCGUUUGACUUCAAUUUCUAUGCCGGACGUGGAGAGGUCUUCGGCAUCACCCGCGUAUCGCGGCGACCCGAACUUGCUGGCAUUGGCUUCUUUGGCAUUGCUGGGGCAUUGGUUGCGACGACAGCCACGCAGUUGGCCUUCUUCGGCCUUGGCCCUGUCGUCUCCUUCACGCUCCUAGCGCUCCACAGC